This is a messenger RNA of Schistosoma spindalis, 1794 nucleotides long. Lineage: Eukaryota; Metazoa; Platyhelminthes; Trematoda; Strigeidida; Schistosomatidae. The record is from the annotation of a GenBank genome assembly.
AUAAAAUAAACAACAACGUUUUAAAUGACGAAUAAUGUCAAAAACUGACAAUCGAUUAAUGACAUUUUUGAAACCUUCUGACAAGAAUUUGGACGCAGCAAAGUUUUCGGAGAAUAUAACUAACCAGAAUGUGUUAGAUUUUGGCAAUGUAAAUGCUAUGGUAGUGAGAACAUCAAAUGACAAUAAGUACUGGAUUAUUGGCCUUUCAAAUGGCACAAUUGUUGUAUGGAUACUUUCAGUUGAUCUUAAGUUGGCUAACGCCUUUUAGCUAUUAUCCGCUGAAGAUAGUGAGAAGCAGACAAAUAAUUUCUAUACUUUGAACGCAGAUGGCGAAACUCUCCCUUGUUCAGAUUUACAGCCUGUCCCAGAACUCAAUGGUCGAAUUCAAGAUAACUGUCACCUUAUUUUAGCCGUGUAUGUCUCCGGUCAUGCGCGUUUAUGGCAUUACACAGGAGCAAUGAAAUCAUCACGCCUCCUGGCAACAAUUACGGAAGAAAGAAUCAGUAACCCAUCUGAUGCUCCUUUAAGAAUAAAUGCAGAAAAUAUGAUGAAUCAGAUAUUAUCGUGUUCAUGCUCAUACGAUGGUAAACGAUUUGUAACUGGUGGGGUUGAUUGUCAUUUAAGAGUUUAUGACAUGAAAUCUCGUAAACGCCUGAGAAUGUGUAGUUCAAGUUUUACUAAGGAGAAAAUGGAUGGACAUGUAAUGCGUAUAUGUGCCGUGAAAUAUCAUCCACGUGGUGCUGUUUAUGAAGAUUAUGUGCAUAUAUUUAUUACCGGUGGUUGGGAUGAUACAAUACAAAUAUGGGAUGAUCGAUAUUUACAUUCUUUAUGGAUUUAUUAUGGUCCUCAUAUUUGUGGAUCAGAUGCACUGGAAAUCGAAUCAGAAUCAAAUCAUAUAUUAUCAAGUUCAUGGCGCCGUGACAAAUCAAUUCUGCAAGUUUGGAAAUUUAAUGAAGAGCUUAUGAUUGAAUUUUAUAAUUCAGCUGAACAUCAAGGUGAUGAAUUGUCUAUACCAUCUGGAAGGGAAAUCAUAAAUAAACAAACUGGAGCUUUAUACUACUGUAAACCAGUAGCUGAAAUACCUCAAGAUACCUAUGAUGGACCGAGUAAAGGUUAUGUAGCGAAAUGGCUUGGACCGUAUUACAUAGCAUUCGGUGGGUCAGAUGCAAAUAUUCUAAAACUUAUCAGUCGUUUCACAUUAAAUAUCAGUUAACGAUAUAUGUAAAAUUAUGUUAUCAACAAGUGAUAAUUGUUUACAGUCACAGACUGUUAUCUUACAAUAUUACCGCGGAUCAACGAGACAUUAGGAGCUUUUUUAUAUCAAUUGUAUUUAUUGUCGAUUUCUGUCUUGUCACUAUAAGUCUGUUCUUAGUGCAGUGUCAAUCCAGUUAUAUCAAUAAUGUUUACUAAAUUGUACUUUCACGUUAUUUGAUUAAUUAAACACUAAGGUUGUUGGAUCAUUAACGGAACUGACGAAUGGUAUUUAUUCAUUAGCCUUUAUUGAGCCAAAGACAAAUGAUAACAGUAACAAACGUACGGUACAAUUUGCAUUUGCCUCUGGUACUCGUGUUUACAUUGCACAAUAUGAACAAAAAUAAAUUUGCGGAGAUUUAUUUUUUUGAAACGACAACUAUUUACUGAAUUUUAUACUCAAAAAUAUGGUUAUUUUUAAUAAUCUUUUUAAAAUAACUUUUGCAUUAGCAUAUGUUUUGCCGAUUGAAAUAAUAAUAUCGUUUUUCGUUCAAUUAACAGGAUUUACGUAAAUAAAAGACUCAUAUAUUUCCUUUCACUCAA